Messenger RNA from Helianthus annuus (common sunflower), 1932 nucleotides. RefSeq lists its product as uncharacterized. The record is from RefSeq and is a predicted model, not a curated record. Gene Ontology annotation, molecular function: DNA helicase activity. Lineage: Eukaryota; Viridiplantae; Streptophyta; Magnoliopsida; Asterales; Asteraceae. Gene Ontology annotation, biological process: telomere maintenance; DNA repair. The coding region runs from base 1 to 1932 and encodes 643 amino acids. The transcript is spliced from 2 exons.
AUGCAACACAGUAGAAAAAAUGGCGUCUUACUUGACAAUAGGUUUGUGGUUCCAUACAAUGCUAUGCUACUAAAAAAGUAUCAGUGCCACAUAAAUGUUGAGUGGUGUAACCAAGCAGGAUCCAUCAAAUAUCUCUUCAAAUACAUUAAUAAGGGUCCGGAUAGAGUGACAGCUUCUGUUUACGAAAGUACCUCCACUGCUAAUGUGAACCCUCAAAACAAGGAAAUGAAAAAUAAUGAAAAUCUCUCAAACGAAACAGAAGUAGAUGAAGUUAAAGCAUAUCUUGAUUGUAGAUAUAUUUCAGCGUGUGAAGCUGCUUGGAGAAUCUUUAAGUUUGACAUACACUAUCGGCAUCCAUCUGUUGAAAUAUUACCUUUUCACUGUGAAGAUGGUCAGGCUAUUGUUUAUGACGAUAAUUCAAACUUGUGUGACGUGGUCAGUAACCCAACUGUGAAAAUGUCUAUGUUCACAGAAUGGAUGAAAUGUAAUCAAACGGAUGCAUUUGCUAGAACUUUGAAGUAUAUAGAGUUCCCCAGAUACUUUGUAUGGAUACGCAAAACACGAAAGUGGGUACGUAGAAAAAAACCUUUUGGUGCAGUUGGUAGGAUACAUUAUGUACCUCCAUCACUUGGUGAUUGUUAUUUCUUGAGAAUUUUAUUGAAUCGCGUUAUAGGACCAAUGAGUUUCAAUGAUAUAAAAACAGUUGAUGGAAAAAUAUAUCAUACUUUUAAAGAUGCAUGUUUCGCUCGCGGUCUGUUGGAUGAUGAUAAGGAGUAUUUAAUGGCCAUUAAUGAAGCAAGUGCAUGGGCUACUUCUGAUUUCUUGCGUACAUUUUUUGUAAUGCUCUUGAUGUCAAACUCCAUUUCUAGGCCGGGUAUUUUCUGGAAGGAAACAAAAUCUCUAUUAUGUGAAGAUAUAUUAUAUCAGCAACGGAGGAUUACUGGUAUUCCUGAUUUGGUUCUUAAAGAGGAAGAGAUUGAAAACAUUUGCUUAGCACAUAUCGAAAAACUGUUACUUGGUUAUGGAAGUACGUUAAGCAACUUUACUGACAUGCCAAAUGUUCCUGACAACUACACUUCACGAUUGAACAAUCAAUUGAUAAUGAAGGAACUUUCGUAUGAUCGGGCUAUCUUAAAAAAGGAACUUGCAGCUUCCCUAAAAUCUUUAACUGAUGAACAGCGAAAAGUGUAUCAAACCGUCAUGAAUGCAGUUGUUAAAGGAAGUGGAGGAGUUUUCUUUCUAUAUGGUUACAGUGGAACUGGUAAAACAUUUCUGUGGAAAACAUUUGCAGCUGCGUUACGUUCCAAUGGUGAAGUUGUGUUGAAUGUUGCAUCCAGUGGUAUUGCAUCACUUUUAUUAGAUGGUGGUAGAACGGCUCAUUCCAGGUUUGUAAUUCCGAUAAAUGUUAACGAGGAUUCUAUAUGCUCUAUUGAACCAAACAGUGAGCUAGGAGGCUUAAUCAAACAAACUAAGAUGAUAAUCUGGGAUGAAGCGCCAAUGACACAUAAGCAUUGUUUUGAAGCUCUGGAUAGAACAAUGAGAGAUAUAGCCCGUUCCAGUAAUCCGUCCUUGCAGAACAAACCUUUUGGUGGAAAGAUUGUGCUUUUUGGCGGUGAUUUUAGACAAAUCCUUCCAGUCAUUCCAAAAGGUACCAGAAGCAUGAUUGUAAAUUCUUCAUUGAAUUCUUCUUAUAUAUGGCAAGAUUGUCAGUUACUCAAGUUAACAAAAAACAUGAGGUUAAAAAUGGGUACCAAAUCAAGUAAUUUUAACGAGACCAAGGAAUUUGCUGAAUGGAUUUUAAGGCUUGGUGAUGGUCUACUUGGUGGUCCAAAUGAUGGAGAAGUGGAAAUUGAAAUUCCAGAUGAUUUACUUAUACUCGAUGCAGUCAAUCCUAUAUCUUCAUUGAUCGCUUUCACAUAUCCGGAUAUGUAA